AUGGUACAUGUGCCGGGUCUCACUGACAAGGGCAUUGUGACUGAAGAACUCACCGAGUUUGUGGAUCUGUUUCCUACUCUGGUAGAAGCUGCAGGUCUACCUCCUAUAAAUCUGUGUCCAGAAAACUCCACUAACGUUCUAGUCUGCACUGAAGGCACUAGUUUGAUACCUCUGAUAACAAACCCAGCAAGUCCCAACUGGAAGAAGGCUGUGUUCUCCCAGUAUCCGAGGAAUGAAUACAACGGAAAUCAAACGGGCUACAGCAUGACCACCGAUCAUUACAGAUACACAGAGUGGGUCAAAUUCAACAUACAACCUGUGUACAAGCCGGACUGGACAGAAGUGUUUGGUGUGGAGCUGUACGACCAUUAUGGCGAUCCUGAGGAAAACAAGAAUCUGGCUUAUGAUUCCGCCUACAGUGCUCUGGUGGCUCAAUUCAGCAAACAACUACAUGCUGGUUGGAGGGCAGCUUUACCCAAAUAG
Molecule: messenger RNA, 483 nt
Organism: Haliotis rubra (blacklip abalone)
Lineage: Eukaryota; Metazoa; Mollusca; Gastropoda; Lepetellida; Haliotidae
Product: ulvan-active sulfatase-like
Exons: 1
Coding region: 1-483 (160 amino acids)
Molecular function (GO): iduronate-2-sulfatase activity
Source: RefSeq, a predicted model, not a curated record